AUGACUUCCAUGUGUGGCAGCGGAAAGAGUCACGCCGUGAUGAAUGCCGGCGGUUAUUACAGGCCUAGCCCUUACACUUAUCAAAGUGACUAUUAUUUGGCGCCAAGGUCUACUUGGUCUAGAGUAUCGGUAGGACAAAGAAAUAGCACAUGGAAAUUUGGCAGUGCCAUGUUAAUUAUAUCCGCUAUGUUAGUAUUGGUCACAGUUUUGGCAAUUGCUGGAUUGGCCCUAUGGAUGGGUGCUUUCCGAACAGAUACUAAAAAUGCUAUCGUUGGAUUUUCAUGUAGCUUCAGAAUAGCAAGAGGCGAAAGGUACAAUCCUAUGUUAAAACUAAACACGAGUAUGGUCUUUCGAGAGAAAGAACGAAAAUUCAAAAAUAUUUUCGAACUUCUAUUUAGGAGAAGCGUACUCAAUUUAUCCUACAAGCAAACCGUGAUAGAUAAGUUUGAGAAUGGAACCUUGAAAGUUUUCUUCAGACUUUAUCUCGAUCGAAGGAAGAUACCACGUUCGAUCGUGAAUAUUGAAGACACCAUUCAAGACAUUAUUGUGAAGGAAACAUACUCAAUAUCAUCUUUGUUUAAAGAUAUGGAAUUAGAUCUCACCUCCAUAUCAGUGAAAAGAAUAAAUCAGGAAGGUAGCAUAAAUCAGAAACAAGGGCAGCAGAAACACGCUAUGAUCACUAAAAAUGGUCUGCUACGACCCAAUAGAAACAGCAGCUUGCUUAUGAGCUCAAAACCAAAAACGAAACCAAUCAGGACAGAUUCCAGCGAGCCCAACAUAGACUUUAACAAUAUCCCGACCAUUCAGGGUACUUACAGAGCAACGAAAGUUAAUAUCACCGCAGAAAGUUCAACUGAAGGAAUAUCUGAGUCGACAAUAGAUAAUAAAAGACUGGCCACUACUAAAAGAGCACCGUCGUACAAACACACCACGACGACAGAAAACGUAUUCAAUCUCGCAGAAUCUUCUCCAACGAACGAACCUUCGACACUUUUCACGAAAUCCACGGCAGCUACGCUCAGCGAGAAUAAACCGAACGAAAAAAAGGACAAUGACAUGAAAACUACUUCUUUGAGAACCACAACCGUUCGAAGCGACUUGGAUAUCUUCAAAGAUUUCCGCAAUCCAGAUUUCGACAAUGACUCGCCAUGGAAACCGAUCGUGCCGGCAUAUGUGAACACGGAAUUCAAGCUGCUACCUAAUGAUGAUGUCAAAGAGAAGACCAGUUAUACGGAAUCGACCACGCGAAGGGUCGUUUCGACAACGAGCGAUUCUCGCGAUAACGUAAGAAUGCCGGGCGCUGGGAUCAGCGUGACAUCGUCAACGGUGCCAGGGUUACCAUUAAGCUCUAACAACUUUCGCGAUGUCUCCGAGAUAAAUACCUUCGAUACAGAUAACACUAAUUUUCCACGCGAUAGGAUAGUUCCAGGACUAAUAGCUCCGAACAAUAACGAAAAACUGGACAUUGAAGUAGCCGGACAGUUACCUUCGGAAAUGUAUACUGUCAAGCUAAGAACCUCAUCACUUAAUGAAGAAGUAACCUCUAGUCCUGAGAUCUCGACUCGCGGAGUCUCUGAAACUAUUUCAGCGAAAGAUAGCACCUUUCAAGAGAAGCAUAAAGACUCAAAUGCCACCCGAAGGACAGAGAUGAAGUUUGACGAAAAUUCAGCAUCGACAGUAGAACCUGAUCAUACUUUCGGGAUACGCAAUGACGAGAAAAUUACGAACGACUCACCGACCAGCGGUAUAGGCGUGGCAGAACCUGUGCCAGACACUGAAGUCGAAUUAGAAGCGAAGAAUCGAUACAGAGAAAGUGGUAUUCUGGCGCUGGCCGCAGACGAAGACGCGCUGCUUAACAGGAAGAUUAAUAUUAAUCCGCAGCCGAUUUAUACCAGUUAUAAUACUCCUGAUCUGAACGGUGGAAGUCAGGGAGCCGGCCUGAUCGAGAACCUUUCGGCAACCACGAAACCUUUCAGACAUACGAUACCCGUCGACAAAAUCACGUCCGUCGUAAAUUAUAGCAUCAACGUUCCUCUUCAUCCCUUGGACGCUCUAUCUCUUUCGAAUGACACAACCGCCGAUGGAAAAUUGUCCCAGGAUAAGAUCCUCACAAAGAGAGUCGAAGUGGAAACUUCUGUUACGGAUAAUGCGAAUGUGACUCACCUGUCAAAUUACGGACGAAUUACGUCGACAGAACCGAACGUCGUACGCAUCAUGAAAAAUGACGACACAUUGUCGCAGCUUAGCGCUACGGAGAGUUACACGGAGGCAAAAUUGACCGCGAAAGAUUCGGACGGUAAGAGGGGUGUGUCGAGGAAUUCAACAUUCGUCGAGAUCGACAUUGUCAAACAUACGCCCGGUAAGUCGGAAGAAGAAAACUCGUAUGCGGACUCCGAGGCGCCAGCCGGCGACGACGAGAUGCAAAAGAAGAAGGUUUACAACGAGACUCUGAAGGCCUACGUGGUAGAAAAUCUCGUGACACUGGCACCUGUCAAGAGCAACACGGGGAUCGGCAGGCCAGUACGACCGAGGCCGAAGAUCGACAUCCCUGAUACGGUUCUUUUGGAGCAGCUAUUCGGAGUGCGCGAUUACACGCAAAACGACAGAGAUACGGCCGAUACCGAGUCCAUUUCUGAAUUUGCCUCUUCGCACAAGAGCCAGAACUCCACGAGCGAUAAGGAAUCUUCAAAUCGUAAGAGCACAAUAGUAGAACAGAUAGUCGAAGUCGUUACUUCCAUUAGCACUAGAGUGUCGUCCAGCAUUAACGAUCCAGUCAUCUUGAAAUUCAUCGUCACGAAUUCCACCGCCAAUACCGAGAAGACUUCGACGUCGGACGGUGAAGUAAAUAAAUCAUUCGAGUCGGUUGUCGACGCGACGGAGAAGAUAUCCUCCUGGACCCCGGAAAAACGGCCGUCUCUGUCGGCGGCGAAUUUAAGGACUAUGCAGACGUCGGACAGAAAAAUGUCGCUCGAGGAGAACAGAUUGCUGCUGGAGAAGCUCAAGCAGCUCGCCCAGGUCAAAACGGAUGACGAUCCCGUGCAAAUCGCGAGGAAUAAAUCAAACACGGGCGAGGUGUUACGACCUCAAAACUUCGCGCUGUCGCUGAAUAUCGAUGAGCUCAAAAAGAUUGCCGACGUCGUGACUGGAAACGAGACUCUAGAGAACGCGAGCCCGGGCCUCACGUUGAGUCGUGACGGAGUGGAAAUAUUUACGAAAGUACUCAACAAGGAAGAGGACGACCGAACGGACAAAACACACACGGUGUCAGCGAUAAGGAAAAUCAGUAAGACUAACGAUAGCUGCGCUGGUUUCCUAUGUGGGGAUGGAAAAUGUUUAGAUAAUAACGCGAUUUGUAACAUGCUGGUGGAAUGUCCUGAUGCGGAAGACGAAGCUAAUUGCACGUGCGCUGACUUCCUGAAGACACAGCUGUUGUAUGAGAAGAUUUGCGACGGUAUCACCGAUUGCUGGGAUUAUUCGGACGAGAGAAAUUGCGACUAUUGCGAAAAAGAUCAAUUUGUAUGCGGUAACAGCAAAUUCUGCGUUGACACGGAUAAGGUGUGCAACGGCUUUAGCGAUUGUCCCAGCGGUGAGGAUGAGAAGAAAUGCACCGCUUUGAUAAACGACGAGCCAGAGGAAGACUUUAGUGAAUCGCGAAUUGAUCUCGUCCCGACGAAAAACCUACCGGAAAAUCAUUCAGUCACCAAGGCAGUCAAAGAUGUUCAUUUAAAAGAUCAAGCGACCGAAUCUUCUAUCCUAGACACGACUCUAUAUAUUCCCCUUACUGAUCCAAUCGAAUCUGAGAGAUUAAUUAACAAGAACGGCUUAUUUCCGAAGUUGGUCGAUCGGGAAUCAGCUCAAAAUAGAAUUACCGUUUCUAGCAGAGAGGUGUCUUCGAAUAUUUUAAGAAACAGUUUAACUCCGGGGAAUAAUUUGCAUAUCGGAAAUAACAGAACUUUUCCAGUAGCAAACAUUUAUAACAAGGAGAUCGACAAUUAUAACGAUAAAGGAUACCUCAGCGUACGUAAAAAUGGCGUAUGGGGAAAACUUUGUUACGAUACGGACAGCCUCAUCCAAGAAAAAGAGCGGCACGCGCGCCGAAUUACGUGGUCCAUCCAGGAUCUUGCAAAGGCUGCGUGCAAGGCCAUUACGUAUCAAGAUUACGAAACGGUAGAGAAAGUGCUGGAUCAAAACCCGCCGCCGAACCAGUUUUACUAUGCCUUGUCAUACAACGAUAAAUCAGAUGUUCCGGAAAGGACAGCCUUGUCUCUCAGACCGUCCCAGUGUCCGAGCGGCGAGGUUCUUAAAGUGAGAUGCAAGAAUUUCGAGUGCGGAAUAAGAACUCAAGUGGCAUCGACCGCGAGGAUUGUUGGUGGUGCUAGUAGCUCCAUGGGCAAUUGGCCGUGGCAAAUCGCCCUGUAUAAAGAUGGAAAGUUCCAAUGCGGAGGUGCCUUAAUUAAUGAAAGAUGGGUUGUAUCAGCUGGACACUGCUUCUAUCACGCGCAAGACAACUACUGGGUCGCAAGAAUUGGUGCGACUCGUAGAGGAAGUUUCCGAAGUCCACACGAGCAGCUGUUGCGAGUGGAUUACAUAUCGCUGCAUCCGGACUACGUCGAUAACGGUUUCAUCAAUGAUAUAGCUGUAAUAAGACUCGAACGGUCGGUCAGUUUCAGCGAUUAUAUCCGACCCGUUUGCCUCCCGAAAGCGCCGGUCUCUAGCGGGACUGUCUGCGUUGUCACUGGAUGGGGGCAGUUAUACGAAAUCGGCAGGGUGUUUCCUGAUACACUGCAAGAAGUACAAAUCCCAGUGAUAUCGACGGAAGAUUGCCGACGGAAGACGUUGUUCUUACCGCUCUACAGGAUUACAUCUGGUAUGCUCUGCGCUGGAAUUGAUAACGGUGGCAAAGACGCUUGUCUUGGAGACAGCGGUGGUCCGUUGGUAUGCUUGUCUCCAUUCGAAAAUAGAUACGAAUUACAAGGAAUCACUAGCAACGGAUAUGGUUGUGGAAGACGGGAGCGACCGGGGGUGUACACAAAAAUUUAUUCAUACAUUUCGUUCAUAAAUUAUGUCAUCACGCAAAAAGACAUUCAACCUUCCGCGGUGGAAUUCUGUAAAGGUCACAGAUGUCCUCUCGGAGAGUGUUUACCUAAAUCAGGUGUCUGCAAUGGAUUUCUGGAGUGUUCCGAUGGCAGCGACGAACGAGAUUGUGCCACAAUCUCGCGAUAA
This is a messenger RNA of Monomorium pharaonis (pharaoh ant), 5223 nucleotides long. RefSeq lists its product as uncharacterized. Lineage: Eukaryota; Metazoa; Arthropoda; Insecta; Hymenoptera; Formicidae. The coding region runs from base 1 to 5223 and encodes 1740 amino acids. The transcript has 13 exons. Gene Ontology annotation, molecular function: protein binding; serine-type endopeptidase activity. Gene Ontology annotation, biological process: proteolysis. The record is from RefSeq and is a predicted model, not a curated record.